Molecule: messenger RNA, 1833 nt
Organism: Stereum hirsutum FP-91666 SS1
Lineage: Eukaryota; Fungi; Basidiomycota; Agaricomycetes; Russulales; Stereaceae
Exons: 5
Coding region: 1-1833 (610 amino acids)
Source: RefSeq, a predicted model, not a curated record
AUGCCAUCUUACCCGGGAUUUAUUCCUCAUCGGCCGCGAUCGCGAGUUUCUCAACUGGUUGUGAACACCGCGCCAGUCCAGGAUGGGAUCAACCCAUUCGAAGAUCAUUUCAAUCCAGUCCGUGCGCCGAGCGCUAGUAGCUCACACUCAAGUGAUACGUCGACCAGCUCGACGUUGGUAGAGGAUCCGAAUACGGAUUCCGCCGAUCCCAUCUGGCUUGGUGACGACAUCGCGAUACCCUUGGAGUAUAUGUUUCCGAACUCGGAUCAACCAGAGCAUCCCUUUGCCCCUUCUCCCAUCCAGGUCCACCGCCCUCUUCGCUAUUCCUUCUCCCGUUCCACCGGACACUCCGCUCCUUCUAAGCCAUCAAACAACAGCAACGCCCCACCCUCGUUACCCGCUCCUCCCACUGUCCCUCGUCUCUGGCUCCACCGCCGCCGGCACGAGCGGCCAAAUAGCACCUACACCACCCCAGCGCCUUCCACCUCCACAUCGUCCCCCUUUGACCCUUCCACCGCGGGCACGCAAGCCUCUGCGACGUCGUCCAAUCGUUCUUCCUUCCUCACAUCGCUGUGGCACUCUCGCUGGCCGAAAACAGACGAAGAAGAUUCUCCGAUCUUCGGACAGACGACGCCUCGACCACCUACUCCGUCUCGCCAACAACAGCGCUGUUAUCAACGGCUAUCAGACGAUCACUCGGUGAAAAACGUCACCCAGAAUCAGGAUCAGAUCCCCUCGCAUCCGAUAAAGGACAAAGAGGGAUUGUCGACUAAGCGAGCGAGGCCUACGUCUACGAUUUCGAAGAGCUCGACGGUGACUGUACAGCCGCCGAGGAGUAUUCUAACAAGGGCGGAUUCGAAGGCAUCGAGAAACACGACGGGGACACAUAAGAUGGGAGGAGGUACAGUGAAGUUUGUGGAGAAGCCGAAGAAGUGGGAAUAUGAUUGCGAGGACCCGUUUUCCGAUAAGGAGUACGGGUACGGACAGAAUGGGGCCAAGAGGAGGAGAAUUACUGGGUAUGCCGUGAGGAAGGAUGCGGAGGAUGAAGAUGAGGAAGAGGAUAUCGACGAAGGAUUCGCGGAGGUGGAGAGGAAGGAUUCGAAGCGACGACUCAUGCUUAGGAGCCCGAGUCCUGCAUCGAGCAUUGGAGGGAAGAAGAAAUGCCCGAACGAGGUUUAUUGGGGCAAGGGACGAGGCCUGCAGGGCGACGAUUUAGACGACCUGGAAUACGACGACCUAAUGCCUUACUCGCUUUCACACUCGCUCUCCGCAUCACAUUCCCAUUCGUCUACGACCUCCAAACGCAACGUACGCAAAAGCGCGAGCGAAGGGGUUCUCAAGCGGCUGGCUUCAGGCAAGUCGCCGUCUUCUGGGCAAGGGAAGGGUAAUGGGCAUGGGCAUGAACGAGGGCAGAGUGGAGAGUCAGGCGCCAAGGCCACGAAGGGGACUGUGCGAGGGACGGCGCAGGUGCAGAAACCUAUGAUCUCGGGUCCUUUCCCGCUUGCGAAGGCGAGCUCGGUGAAAGAUCUGAGAGAAGCGGUGAAGCAGGAGAGGAGAGGUGUAGGGCGACCAGCUCCUCCUAUCCCGGUGAAGAAGGAGAAGGGUCUUUCCCCAAUACCUCCUCCGCUACCUGCAUUCGUACCACAUCGGUCGCGGAGUACGAAGAAACCUGGUGUCGGUGACACUGGUGCCACCGCUGUCGGGCUGAGGGUGAAGGCCAUCGAAGCUUCGAUUGGGGAGCAUGAGCGCGAGGAGCAGAUGAAGUCCAAGAAAGGACAGAGUCGGCUGAAGAAUAUCUGGCCAUGGUCUGGAACGCAUGUUGGGUCUUCGUAG